Messenger RNA from Trichomycterus rosablanca, 555 nucleotides. Its product is annotated as chromo domain-containing protein cec-1-like. Bases 103 to 486 code for a protein of 127 amino acids. The transcript is spliced from 2 exons. NCBI's taxonomy places the organism in Eukaryota, Metazoa, Chordata, Actinopteri, Siluriformes, Trichomycteridae. The record is from RefSeq and is a predicted model, not a curated record.
ACGAAUGGAUGAGGAGGAGUGAACAGACUUGGGAGGAGGCACACGUAAGGCUCCAAAGGGCGAUUCGUAGACAAAAGGUACAGGCAGACCGUCAUAGACGGGAUGUGCCAUCAUUCAGACCAGGACAGAAGACAGCCGGUGGUAACAGAACCCCCCCCUCCGCUUGACGUAGACGGUUCCCCCGCAUACAGUGUAAACCAGUUAUUGGAUUCAAGACGCCGUGCGGGUAGAUUGUUCUACCUGGUAGACUGGGAGGGUUAUGGACCAGAGGAACAAUCUUGGGUUCCAGCCAGUGAUAUCCUAGACCCCGCACUCAUAGAAGACUUUCACAGGGACUUUCCAGAUCGACCAGCCCCUAGGCCCAGAGGACGCCCCAGGAUAAUAAGGUUACCGGCGUCGGGAGCCGCCCGUCAGGAGGGGGGUUAUGUUACACCGGCAGUGGCUGCUCCUCCUCACCACGAGAGGUCACUGUCUCCUGAGUUCUAAUGCAGCCACUUCCUGUUUGGUGGCCAUCUUGGUAUGGGUAUAUAUACCCCACAUUUACUAACACAGCUC